Leptopilina boulardi is the source of this 779-nucleotide messenger RNA. RefSeq names its product actin-related protein 2/3 complex subunit 5 (gene Arpc5). Gene Ontology annotation, molecular function: actin filament binding. Bases 75 to 548 code for a protein of 157 amino acids. Gene Ontology annotation, biological process: regulation of actin filament polymerization; cell migration; Arp2/3 complex-mediated actin nucleation. Gene Ontology annotation, cellular component: actin cytoskeleton; cytoplasm; Arp2/3 protein complex. The transcript is spliced from 3 exons. NCBI's taxonomy places the organism in Eukaryota, Metazoa, Arthropoda, Insecta, Hymenoptera, Figitidae. The record is from RefSeq and is a predicted model, not a curated record.
AAUAAAUUCGUUCUGCGCUGACGUACGACUGGCGUGCUUGAAAUUCGCGAAAAACGUCAAAAAGAGACGAUAAAAUGUCAAGAAACGAUGGACGAAAUGACACAAGUGAUUCUGCUUUUCGAAAAAUUGAUGUAGAUCAAUAUAAUGACAAUAAUUUUAAAGAAGAGGAAGUUGAUAGUGGUACAACAGGACCGACCGGCCCGGAUGAAAAUGAAAUUCUACAACUACUUAGCCAGGGUAAAAAUGCUGAGGCAUUAAUUUCUGUUCUCAAAUCUGCUCCACUCGGUUGUAAAAAUCAACAAAUCAAGGACAAUGCGAGAAAUUUAACACAAAAAGUCUUACUAAGUAUAAAAUCAAAUCAAAUAGACGAUUGUAUAUCACAAUUGGAUCGUGACCUCAUAGACGUGCUCAUGAAAUAUAUUUAUCGAGGUUUUGAAAUUCCAACGGAUGGAAGUAGUGGACAUUUGUUAUUGUGGCAUGAAAAAGUCUAUAAUGUCGGUGGAGUUGGUUGCAUUGUUCGUGUAUUUGCCGAUAGUAAAAGAGCUUAAAAUGUUAUUACAUUCUUACAUUUUUUUUAUUCUGUUACACAAUAAUUUAGUAACUUUAAAAAUUAUAUCUAGAUCGUACAAUUUUUUCACUAAGAAAAAAAAACAAGAACCACAGUGCAUUUAUGUCAAGUUGUUUGUCAAUAAAUUUUUAUUUCUUCUACUUACAGAGAAAAAAAAACUCUUUACUUAAUUAAAAAGAAACUGAAUAAAACAGCUCAAGUUUUAUAUAUA